AUGUCAGAAAACGUUGGUCUAUCUACUCCAAGGGGCAGUGGAACCUCAGGAUACGUCCAGAGGAACCUCGCUCAUCUUAAGCCUCGUGACCAUGGAGCUCCAUACCCCCAGGAUUUGGAUAGCUUACGCCACAAGCAGCGACAACCCGACAAAGGCAUCCUGGAACAUGAUCGCAAGAGACAAGUUGAAGUCAAGGUUUUUGAUCUAAGAGAUAAACUUGAGGAGGAGGAGAUCGAUGAAGAAGAGAUUGACAAACGAUGCGACGAACUGCGCGAAAAGCUCCUCGCAGAAAUGGAAUCGGGAAGGAGGGGGGGCUCCGGACCGAGGCGAACAUUCAAAGAACAUCAAGUUCACGAAAUGGCUGAUGCCAAGAUCAAGGAAAGCGAGCGAUUAAGGAAAGCACUCAAAAUUAGCCCUGAAUAUGAGGAAGGCAGCCACUGGAAAAGACAAGAAGAACGACUACGAACUGCUCUUGAGAAAAAAGCGGAUGAGAAGGAAUGA
Molecule: messenger RNA, 501 nt
Organism: Metarhizium brunneum ARSEF 3297
Lineage: Eukaryota; Fungi; Ascomycota; Sordariomycetes; Hypocreales; Clavicipitaceae
Gene: CWC21
Product: Pre-mRNA-splicing factor CWC21
Cellular component (GO): nucleus
Source: RefSeq, a predicted model, not a curated record